Molecule: messenger RNA, 1524 nt
Organism: Tachyglossus aculeatus (Australian echidna)
Lineage: Eukaryota; Metazoa; Chordata; Mammalia; Monotremata; Tachyglossidae
Gene: SPRED2
Product: sprouty related EVH1 domain containing 2
Exons: 6
Coding region: 181-1446 (421 amino acids)
Biological process (GO): multicellular organism development; negative regulation of MAPK cascade
Cellular component (GO): membrane
Molecular function (GO): protein kinase binding
Source: RefSeq, a predicted model, not a curated record
UUCUCCCCUCCCUCCCACCCCCGUGGCCGAGCCCCAGCCUUCAGCCUCGGUGGCCCCUUCUUCUUCUCCCCCUCCCGAGCCGGACGAUCCGUGGAAAUGUGAGGUCGGGGGGUGGGUGGGGAGGAAGAUGAAGGGAGCCGAGUUACCCGCUGCGGGGCAUUCAUCCAGGUGAACAAGAAAAUGACCGAAGAAACACACCCAGACGAUGACAGCUAUAUUGUGCGUGUCAAAGCUGUGGUUAUGACCCGCGAUGACUCCAGUGGGGGAUGGUUACCGCAAGAAGGAGGUGGCAUCAGUCGAGUUGGCGUCUGUAAGGUCAUGCACCCAGAAGGCAAUGGGAGGAGCGGCUAUCUCAUCCAUGGUGAAAGGCAGAAAGACAAACUGGUGGUACUGGAAUGCUUUGUGCGGAAGGACCUGGUCUACACUAAAGCAAAUCCGACAUUUCAUCAUUGGAAGGUGGACAACAGAAAGUUUGGACUUACUUUUCAAAGCCCAGCUGACGCACGAGCAUUUGACAGAGGAGUGAGAAAAGCAAUUGAAGAUCUUAUUGAAGGCUCCACGACUUCCUCUUCAACAAUCCAUAAUGAAGCUGAGCUUGGGGAUGAUGAUGUAUUUACAACAGCUACAGACAGUUCUUCUAAUUCCUCUCAAAAGAGGGAGCAGCCCACCCGGGCCCUGGCCUCCCCCCCAGCCUGUGAACAACGCAGGAUUUACACACUGGGGCGGAUCCAUGACCAAUACUGCCCCGAACACUACCAGCUUGAACAACCGAUCCCGCGACCCUACCGGCACUUCGUCCCCGAGGACGACGACGAGAUCGUGCGCAUCAACCCGCGGGAGAAGAUCUGGAUGACAGGCUACGAGGACUAUCGGCACGCGCCCACCCGGCCCAAGUUCCCGGACGCCUCGGACGACGUGGACUCGUACGUGCGCUUCGCCAAGGGCGACGGCUCCAAGCACGACUACAGCUACCCCUACGUGGACCGCUCGGACAGCGAGCGGGGCCGGGACCCCAAGGGCGGAGGCGGGGGCGGGGCCGGGGGCGCCAUCAAGACCCAGCCCGGCCGCUGCAAGUGGCGGCGGCGGCGGAAGGAGGACGGGGAGCGGUCGCGCUGCGUCUACUGCCGGGACAUGUUCAACCACGAGGAGAACCGGCGGGGCCACUGCCAGGACGCCCCCGACCCCGUCAGGACUUGCAUCCGCCGGGCAAGCUGCAUGUGGUGCGCGGACAGCAUGCUCUACCACUGCAUGUCCGACCCCGAGGGCGACUACACGGACCCGUGCUCCUGCGACACCAGCGAUGAGAAGUUUUGCCUCCGGUGGGUGGCCCUUCUCGCCCUGUCCUUCAUUGCCCCGUGCAUGUGCUGCUACCUGCCCCUGCGCGCCUGCUAUCACUGCGGGGUCGCCUGCGGGUGCUGCGGGGGGAAGCACAAGGCUGCGGGGUGAGGCGGGGACGCGGGUCCCCCACCUCCUCGCCUCCCCCACCCCCCGCUCUUCCUCCCCCCCACGCGGAGGUGCAGGAGU